UGUAAAUGAUUUAUAUGUGAAUGUGGGCAAUUUUUGCCGAUCAUAUGUUUUUGUAAAUAAAGUAAAUUUUGUAAAUUCGUAUAGGAAAAUGUCUAAUUUAUUGCGUUGUGUCGCUCAAACCAUAUGCCGUAAUAUUGUGCAAAUCAACCGAAGUAUAACAACUACUUCUACAGUUUUGGUUAAAGAAAUUCAUGAAAAAGUGGAGAAUAAUGCACUUGUCCUGGAAGCUGCGCAUGUACCUUCGCCGCGUGCCGAUCUCAUGCUAAAUGAAGCGUGCGGCACAGGAUUUUGUCCAGAAUGCACACUAGGCUUAGACAUCAAACAUACGGAUGUGUUGAUUUUGUCACAAUACGUGCGCUCCGAUGGUUGCAUGUUACCCCGUCGUAUUACGGGAUUAUGCCAAAGACAACAGAAACGUAUUGGUACAUUAGUAACUAUGGCACAGAAGGCCGGCUUGAUGCCGAAUUUAACACCCGCAUGGAGUAAAAAGGACCCAAAGAAGCGUUUCGGUUGGAAGAAAUUUAAUAAAUACUACCUUGAAGAGUCGAUAAAAUACUGAAAGCGAGUUUUAAUGUUAUUAAUUAUGUAUUUACAUAUAUG
Messenger RNA from Zeugodacus cucurbitae (melon fly), 600 nucleotides. RefSeq names its product 39S ribosomal protein S18a, mitochondrial (gene mRpS18A). Gene Ontology annotation, biological process: mitochondrial translation. Lineage: Eukaryota; Metazoa; Arthropoda; Insecta; Diptera; Tephritidae. Gene Ontology annotation, molecular function: small ribosomal subunit rRNA binding; structural constituent of ribosome. Bases 89 to 559 code for a protein of 156 amino acids. The transcript is spliced from 2 exons. Gene Ontology annotation, cellular component: mitochondrial small ribosomal subunit; ribosome. The record is from RefSeq and is a predicted model, not a curated record.